AGUGGGAGUUGGAGAAGAAGAAAGAAAGAAAGAACUCAAAGAAGUCGACGUGUUGAGCUGUUUCUCAUAUUCCCCCUCUCAAUGCUUUUUUUGUCGUCGUGCUAUCCUCAAUGCGCGGAACCAUCGCCACAACGCGCCAUCAAAACCCUCCUCCCUUUCUCUCUUCUCCAUUUCACCUCCAUUUCUCCAUCCCAUUCCACUUCCAAAGCUCUCAUCUUGAUCCUUUUUUAAGAUUUUGAUCCCUUUCCCUAUUGAUUUCCCAACUCCAAUGCGAGUGAUUUGAGGAGAAAUCUCCGUUUUUCUUCUGCAAUGCUCGCAGUUUGAAGAGAAAUCUCACUGUUUUUUGGCUGGAAAAUCUACGUUUUGGUUGUCGAAAAAGCUUCGAGCUUGGUUCUAAUGGCGCCGUCCUUUGACUGGUGGGCAAAGGAGUCACAGAGAGGAACUCCAGUGGUGGUGAAGAUGGAGAACCCUAACUGGUCCAUGGUGGAGCUCUCCGGCGAUGACACUGAUGAAGACUCUACCCUCUCUGGCACCGCCGCUGCCAAGAUUGGCCGGAAUAAGAAUGCUAAGCAAAUCACUUGGGUUCUCCUCCUCAAAGCCCACCGCGCCGCCGGCUGCCUCACUUCCCUCGCUUGGACCUUCUUCUCCCUCGUCUCCGCCAUCCGCCGCCGCCUUGCCGCUGGCCGCACUGACGCCACUGACAGCCACCAUCUCCGUUCCCGUGUCUACUCCUUUAUCAAAGUCUUCCUCUUUCUCUCCAUCACUCUCCUUAUCUUCGAGCUCGCAGCCUACUUCAAUGGCUGGCAUCUCCGCAAGCUGUCCAUUCCCACUUUCUCGCUGGCUUCGAUCUACUCCGAUUGGGUCCGCUUCCGAGUCGCCUACCUCGCUCCACCGCUGCAAUUCCUCGCCGACUCCUGCGUCGUUCUCUUCCUCAUCCAAAGCGCCGACCGUUUAAUCCUCUGUCUCGGCUUCUUCUGGAUUCGUUUCAAAGGCUUGAAGCCAUUGCCGGAACCCAGCGCCAUCUCCGGCGAAGACGACGUUGAAGCCCCCGGCGAGGAUUUCCCAAUGGUGCUCGUCCAAAUGCCAAUGUGCAACGAAAAGGAGGUUUAUCAGCAAUCAAUAUCAGCAGUGUGUAAUUUAGACUGGCCAAAAUCCAAUAUGCUCAUUCAAGUUCUCGAUGACUCCGAUGAUGUUGCGACGCAGGCCUUGAUCAAGGAAGAGGUGGAGAAGUGGAAGGAGAAUGGCACCCGUAUUGUUUACAGGCAUAGAGUUCUUAGAGAUGGUUAUAAAGCCGGUAAUCUCAAGUCUGCAAUGAAUUGUAGCUAUGUUAAGGAUUAUGAGUUUGUUGUCAUCUUCGAUGCCGAUUUCCAGCCUACGCCGGACUUUUUGAAACGUACCGUGCCACAUUUCAAGGGCAAGGAUGAUGUUGGGUUGGUGCAGGCGAGGUGGUCAUUUGUUAACAAAGACGAGAACUUGCUCACUAGGUUGCAGAACAUCAACCUCUGCUUUCAUUUUGAGGUUGAGCAGCAGGUGAAUGGGAUGUUCAUCAACUUCUUCGGGUUUAAUGGCACGGCGGGUGUUUGGAGGAUUAAGGCGUUGGAGGACGCCGGAGGGUGGCUUGAGAGGACUACAGUUGAGGACAUGGACAUCGCUGUUCGAGCUCAUCUCAAGGGCUGGAAGUUCGUCUUCUUGAAUGAUGUUGAGUGCCAAUGUGAAUUGCCGGAGUCAUACGAGGCUUACCGUAAGCAGCAACACCGGUGGCAUUCAGGCCCAAUGCAGUUGUUUCGCUUGUGCUUGCCAGAUAUCAUUCGAUCAAAGAUUGGUUUCUGGAAGAAAUGCAACUUGAUCUUCUUGUUCUUCCUUCUUCGGAAACUUAUUUUACCGUUCUAUUCAUUCACUUUAUUCUGUAUUAUACUCCCGAUGACAAUGUUCGUCCCGGAAGCAGAGCUCCCUGCAUGGGUUGUCUGCUACAUUCCGGCCACAAUGUCCUUCCUCAACAUCCUCCCCGCGCUGAGAUCCUUCCCGUUCAUCGUCCCAUACCUUCUCUUCGAGAACACAAUGUCAGUAACCAAGUUCAAUGCCAUGAUCUCUGGCCUAUUUCAGCUUGGAAGUGCCUAUGAAUGGGUGGUGACAAAGAAGUCAGGUCGAUCUUCCGAGGGUGAUCUUCUUUCUCUGAUUGAGAAACAACCAAAGAAAGAAUUCGGUGGCUCAGCUCCAGACCUCCAUGCAUUGGCAAAGGAGGAAUCCAAGCCAAAGAAGUCGAAGAAAAAACACAACAAGAUCUUCCUGAAGGAGCUCUCUCUCGCCUUCCUUCUCUUGACGGCUGCCGCCCGGAGUUUGCUCUCUGCACAGGGUAUACACUUCUACUUUCUACUCUUUCAAGGAAUUUCAUUCUUGAUGGUCGGUCUCGAUCUGAUCGGCGAGCAAAUUCAGUAAUAGCACAAUGACAAUAACACAACAAAAACAUCUAUGAAUGUUUAUAGAUGAUGAAAGGGAUGCACCCCUUGUGAUACCUCUUAUAUAUAUUUAGUUUUGCUUUAAAGCUGUAGAUAGCUUCACUGUCAAUUCUUUUUGUAAGAAAUUUUGAUAUCAAAUGGAAGAUCUGUUACAAAUUUCAACAAAGAUUACAUUGAUUUCA
Molecule: messenger RNA, 2638 nt
Organism: Dioscorea cayenensis subsp. rotundata (Guinea yam)
Lineage: Eukaryota; Viridiplantae; Streptophyta; Magnoliopsida; Dioscoreales; Dioscoreaceae
Product: probable xyloglucan glycosyltransferase 7
Cellular component (GO): Golgi apparatus
Molecular function (GO): glycosyltransferase activity
Source: RefSeq, a predicted model, not a curated record